This is a messenger RNA of Cornus florida, 3414 nucleotides long. RefSeq names its product phosphoenolpyruvate carboxylase. Gene Ontology annotation, molecular function: phosphoenolpyruvate carboxylase activity. The record is from RefSeq and is a predicted model, not a curated record. Lineage: Eukaryota; Viridiplantae; Streptophyta; Magnoliopsida; Cornales; Cornaceae. Gene Ontology annotation, cellular component: apoplast; cytosol; chloroplast. The coding region runs from base 252 to 3158 and encodes 968 amino acids. The transcript has 11 exons. Gene Ontology annotation, biological process: carbon fixation; tricarboxylic acid cycle; leaf development.
UCCUACAUUUCAUUACGUAAAUCUCUAUAAAUAUCACUCUCUUGAGAGCUUAUGGAUCUCAUCCCUCUCUGAAAACUCCUCUGUCUCUAAUCUUUCUGAUCGUUGUUUUCUUCCCCAAAUCUCACUUUUACGUACAUCUUCUUUCGGACAACCAGAUUCAGGUUCAAUUCCGUGAUUGUUGGAGACUUUUUUUUUUUUUUUUUUAGGGUUUUGCGAGUUGGAGCUCACCUGGGGAGGCUGAGAGCUAAGUAAUGGCGAAUAGGAAUUUAGAGAAAUUGGCGUCCAUCGACGCCCAAUUGAGGCUUUUGGUGCCUGCGAAAGUUUCUGAGGAUGACAAGCUCGUAGAAUACGAUGCUUUGCUGUUGGAUCGAUUUCUUGAUAUUCUUCAGGAUUUGCACGGGGAGGAUCUUAGGGAAACGGUUCAAGAGUGUUAUGAGCUUUCUGCUGAGUAUGAAGGAAAGCAUGAUCCCCAGAAGCUGGAGGAGCUGGGAAGUGUAUUGACAAGUUUGGAUCCAGGGGAUUCCAUUGUCAUUGCUAAAUCGUUCUCAAACAUGCUUACCCUCGCCAACUUGGCAGAGGAGGUUCAGAUUGCAUACCGUCGACGGAUCAAGUUGAAGAAAAAGGGGGAUUUUGUUGAUGAGAACUCUGCAACAACUGAAUCGGACAUUGAGGAAACUCUCAAGAGACUUGUGGUGCAACUGAAGAAGUCUCCUGAAGAAGUUUUUGAUGCUCUGAAGAAUCAGACUGUAGAUCUGGUCUUCACUGCUCACCCUACCCAAUCAGUUCGUAGAUCUUUGCUUCAAAAGCAUGGAAGAAUACGAAAUUGUUUAGCUCAGUUAUAUGCCAAAGACAUCACUCCUGACGAUAAGCAGGAACUUGAUGAAGCUCUUCAGAGGGAGAUUCAAGCUGCCUUCCGUACAGAUGAGAUCCGGAGGACUCCUCCGACCCCACAAGAUGAAAUGCGAGCAGGAAUGAGCUACUUUCAUGAAACAAUUUGGAAGGGUGUUCCUAAAUUUUUACGCCGUGUUGACACAGCUCUUAAGAACAUUGGGAUAAAUGAACGUGUUCCCUACAAUGCCCCUCUUAUUCAAUUCUCUUCUUGGAUGGGUGGUGACCGUGAUGGUAAUCCAAGGGUAACUCCUGAGGUCACAAGGGACGUUUGCUUGUUGGCCAGAAUGAUGGCUGCUAACUUGUACUAUUCCGAGAUAGAAGAUCUCAUGUUUGAGUUGUCUAUGUGGCGUUGCAAUGACGAGCUUCGAGUUCGAGCGGAUGAACUCUACAGAUCCUCGAGGAGAGAUGCCAAACACUACAUAGAGUUCUGGAAACAAGUUCCUCCAAGUGAACCUUAUCGUGUUAUUCUUGGUGAUGUGCGGGAUAAGCUCUAUCAGACACGUGAACGUUCUCGUCAUAUGUUAGCCCAUGGGAUCUCUGACAUUCCUGAGGAGGCAACUUUCACCAAUGUUGAGCAGUUUUUGGAACCUCUCGAACUUUGCUACCGAUCUCUUUGUGCUUGUGGGGACCGGCCCAUUGCUGAUGGAAGUCUUCUUGAUUUUCUAAGGCAAGUUUCUACCUUUGGGCUCUCACUUGUGCGACUUGAUAUUAGGCAAGAGUCAGACCGGCACACCGAUGUUAUGGAUGCCAUUACCAAGCAUUUGGAGAUUGGUUCCUACCGAGAAUGGUCUGAAGAACGCCGGCAGGAAUGGCUUUUAUCUGAACUCAGUGGCAAGCGCCCGUUGUUUGGUCCCGAUCUUCCAAAAACUGAAGAAAUUGCCGAUGUUUUGGACACGUUCCAUGUCUUAGCAGAACUCCCAGCAGACUGCUUUGGAGCUUACAUCAUCUCAAUGGCUACUGCACCAUCUGAUGUGCUUGCCGUUGAGCUUCUGCAACGUGAAUGCCAUGUGAAGCAACCAAUAAGAGUAGUUCCGUUGUUUGAGAAACUUGCUGAUCUAGAUGCUGCUCCUGCUGCUGUUGCUCGGCUUUUCUCGAUUGACUGGUACAAAAACCGUAUUAAUGGUAAGCAAGAAGUCAUGAUUGGUUACUCUGAUUCUGGUAAAGAUGCUGGGCGGCUUUCAGCAGCAUGGCAAUUGUACAAGUCUCAAGAGGAGCUUAUAAAAGUUGCAAAGCAAUAUGGUGUGAAGCUUACUAUGUUCCAUGGUCGAGGAGGGACUGUUGGCAGAGGAGGUGGCCCCACACAUCUUGCUAUAUUAUCACAACCGCCUGAUACAGUUCAUGGAUCACUCCGUGUUACAGUUCAGGGUGAAGUUAUCGAACAAUCUUUUGGGGAGGAACACUUGUGCUUUAGAACCCUACAACGUUUCUCAGCUGCCACACUUGAGCACGGGAUGCAUCCCCCAGUUUCCCCAAAACCAGAAUGGCGUGUACUUAUGGACGAAAUUGCUGUUGUUGCCACAGAGGAAUACCGUUCAAUAGUUUUUAACGAACCCCGAUUUGUUGAGUACUUCCGCCUUGCCACACCAGAGUUAGAGUAUGGUCGGAUGAAUAUUGGAAGCCGUCCAUCAAAACGAAAGCCAAGUGGGGGCAUUGAAUCACUGCGUGCAAUCCCGUGGAUUUUUGCAUGGACUCAAACCAGGUUUCAUCUCCCAGUAUGGCUUGGCUUUGGUGCAGCGUUCAAACAUGCCCUUCAGAAGGACAUUAGAAAUCUCCAUAUGCUACAGGAAAUGUACAAUGAAUGGCCAUUCUUUAGGGUGACCAUCGAUUUAAUAGAAAUGGUGUUUGCCAAGGGGGACCCUGGUAUCGCUGCCUUGUUCGACAAGCUCCUUGUUUCAGAAGAGUUGUGGUCAUUUGGAGAGCGUUUGAGGGUCAAUUAUGAAGAAACAAAGAGCCUUCUGCUCCAGAUUGCUGGACACAAGGAUCUUCUGGAAGGAGAUCCAUAUUUGAAACAACGACUCCGCCUACGUGAUUCCUAUAUCACAACGCUUAAUGUGUGCCAAGCCUACACACUCAAACGUAUUCGUGACCCGAACUAUCACGUCACGUUGCGUCCUCACAUCUCCAAGGAAUAUAUGGAAUCCAGCAAUGGCAAUGCUGCUAAUGAACUUGUGAAGUUGAACCCAACGAGCGAGUAUGCCCCUGGUUUGGAAGACACCCUCAUCUUGACCAUGAAGGGUAUUGCUGCAGGGAUGCAAAACACCGGUUAAAGCUUAUAUAUAUAUUUUGCUUAUGUUUUUUACCUCGGUUUUUUUUUUUCCUAAUGAGAUGGGGUUCUGCUCGUCAAAGUAUAUAUGACGCGCGCAGGAGUUAAUUAUGUUUUCUUUAUCUAUCUCACCUGGGAACUUUAAAUUAUCUUGUCACUGGAACCUUCAAUUUCAUAUUGCUGUGCUCUCUAAUGCAAGAACUGGUGGUGGUGGCUAUAUUGUCAUUUUCACAAGAAUGGAACUGAUUGUUGUGCUUUUA